AUGCUUAAUGUUGAUGAUUUAGUGUCUGAGCAAGCAGUUAAUGUGGAAGCUGAGAAAGAGAAGGUUCUUGAUGACGUUGAAGGUGAUGAUGUCAAUAAAAGUACAACAAGCUCUUUGAGUUCUUCAGAUGAUGAAAUAGAUGAGACUGGACGUCUAAGAAGAAUUCAAGAGGCUACAGAAAAAGAGAAACAAUUACGAAAGAGGAAGAGACAGGAGAAAGAUGAUGCUGCCUAUGUUCCAUCUCCAGAGCACGUUUCCGAAUCACAAUCACCUUCAAGCGGCAAAAAGAAAGCAGGUGCAAAGAAAAGGAUUGUAUCUCCAAAAAUCAAGAAAUUUACUACAAAGAUUACAAAGCUGAAGAUUGUGUUGAAGAAGAAACCAGCCAAAGAACCCAGUAAACCAUCAACUCUACCACCUGAACCUACACCAAUACAGUCACCACCACAUCAAACACCUCCACGACAACCAACAUCUCCAAAACAACCUUCACCUCCAAAACAACCAACACCACCAAGACAAGCAUUACCAUUACAUUUUUCACCACUACAUCUCUCACCACCACAACAACAAACCUUGCUCACAUCUCAAGAAAUAUUUCAAACUCCACCACUCACCCAAAUUCAACUAACUCCUGAUUCUUCUGGACACAAGACGUUUCCAGUCAUUCCAGAAAAUCUUGAAGAUAUCGGAGAUUUUGGCUUUGCAAACGAUGAACAAGUAAAGAAAUUAGAAAAGAAGAUGGAUGACGUGUUGAAUGAAAGCAAAGUAGUUGCGGCUGAAAGCAAGAAAGAUGCUGAACGUGAAAAGAUUCUCGAAAUGCGCGUAAAGAAAUUAGAGUCUGAUAACAAAGCCUUGUUAAAGAAGAUUGAUACGAAUCAUUGA
This is a messenger RNA of Helianthus annuus (common sunflower), 882 nucleotides long. Its product is annotated as fibrous sheath CABYR-binding protein-like. Lineage: Eukaryota; Viridiplantae; Streptophyta; Magnoliopsida; Asterales; Asteraceae. Bases 1 to 882 code for a protein of 293 amino acids. The record is from RefSeq and is a predicted model, not a curated record. The transcript has a single exon.